CGCUUCUUAGAGAUGAGAAAAUCCUUCCCGCAAGGAAAAAGUAGCUUGAAUUGAUCGGCUUAGAUGAAUCUCGCCUUUUUUUAAGAGGGUCGUGUUAUGAAUUUACGACUUAGCGAUUUACGACCGAAGACGGGAAUAACAACGUAAAAGUAGAAUUGGCCCAGCUUGGAAUUCUUCAUCUCAAUGGCUAUGCUGGGAACGAAGACGCUCCGGUUAUUCCUCGGUGGAUCCUACACCAUCCAAAAAAGGCUGUCACGUAAAAGACGGACUGGCAAUAGCCCAUCCUCAUUGGCACUACUAAAAUUCUUCAUCAGUCAAGGAAUGACAAUAGAAAAAAAGGGAAAAACAACGUUGCGUUUUCAAGAUUCCACGGAAGUGAAUAUCCGACACUUGACGACAGGUGCUCCUUGUCCCUUUGGUACCGUGUCUUUAUUUUUGUCCUGGAGGACUGAUUGGAUCUCACAAAAAUCAGCAUGCAUUGUAUUGAUGUCAGCAGGUGAGUGUACCCGUAUUCUCGACUGACUGACCGACCAGCAAGUUUUGCCGAAACAACAGCAGCCGUCAGCCGAAGGAACCAAGCAACUGAGAGCUCCUCCCACCCGAUUCGUCUCUGUGACUCUUUCGGUUUUGCCGAGGAAACGCAAUCUGCCCGCAUGGAACAUCCCUGCAGCCAGUUGUAGUACCUCUCGAACCGCUUACCCAGUCGCAUGUCCCGCUGCUCAUUUCCCAGCAAAAUCCGUGUUCAUCCGUCUUCUUGGUGUUCCUCGUCUGGAAGAUCAUUUACAUCCGAGGCACACGGGGGUCAGCUCUAAAAGGUCCAAGAAGAAGGAAUGGUGAGAUACCGCCCGGAAGCCGGUGAACGGGGCUACACAUUCCGAUUGGUGAACAACAACGGCAACAACGGUGAUGUGAACGGCGGUAGCCCAACCGGAACUCUCAUAUCGGAUCACAGUGGUGCGUCGACACUGGAUAGUUCCGUGUACAAGGAAAGAAUCGAUAGCCUCUUCCGACAGCAACAUCUUCGCCGCCACGCUAACGAAACGCAAAAACCUUUGGUCGAGGAAGAAGAUGACGCGGCUGUAAAUGAACCAACCAUGGAACAUUUGCAACUUCACUUCCAAAAAGUGUUGGCUGAACAACGCGGAAACGUUGCGUCACCAGUUCCAGCCACUCCGUCCACUAAGAAUCAUUCAACUACAUACAUUCAGGUCAAUAACCACGUGAAUCACACGUUGAUGCGGGAAUCAACGCCUGAGAGUCGAGCCCAGCGUUUCAACGAGGCUCGCACAGCCGUUCAGGCGCAAAUCGAGAAGAUGUUCCAAGAUGCAUCAACAACCAAUGGCCAGCAACCGAACAAAACGGCUAUGAACCAUCACGUCUCCACGUCGUCACCGUCGACCGUAAACGAUCCGAGUUCAUCCGUUAUCAACAUAACCAAUCAUAAAGCGGUGAUCAAUGUUCGUUCCGACUACCCGUUACCUCCUACCCAAAAAGCAGUGCAUAACAAGCAAAAUGUUCCUCUUCCACCCAUUCCGGCCGUGCCACCACCGUCGCCUCCCUCCUCAUCAGCAAUGACCAACACCAAUCAGUACAAAGUUGAUUAUCUUGGCUCGUUAUCGCUACCAGGCCGUGCUACAAGCCUGGAGUCGCUCCAGUUUCCAUUGAAAGAGCUUUACAGCCAAUAUCGGCAGCAUGAAAAUGCGAACAGGAAUCAAAUCUACCGCGGCACAAUGGAAAUUUCUCCAGCCGGUUUGAAAAUCCAAUACUAUUUGUCAGACAGUCGUAGACCCAGCGUUCCGCAGGAGGUCUUAAACCCAUUUCCCACUAUUGCCGUUUGGGCGGCAGUCAAAUUCGUGGCACGUACAGAAUCAACGGGUCGAAAGUUUGCCUUCCUACCACUCAUUUGCGACCCGGAGAACCAGGACAAACAGAAUCUUUUCCACCCGCUGAGUGCGGCUGAUGAUGGCGAUUGGGUAACUUCGCCUACCUUUCAUCCCCCAUUGUUCACCUGUGUGAUGCGCAAUACACAAGCUCCUAAAGACCUGGAAUGCCACGCUUUCGUUUGCGACAAUCCAGAGGAUGCCAUUGUAAUUGCGGCAAAUCUAUAUCAAGCUCUGCUGCGUAAUAUGAAAAACAAUGAAUCGUCACAACAGCAGCCGCAGCAACAACCACCACCACCGCAACAACAGGCACCACCUCCGCCGCCGACAUCUGCUACUCCCGUUAACAAAAUUGCGCAGCCCAUCUACUCGCCUUCAACCAGUGUCUCUAAUUGGAGCGAGAGUUCAGUCACUUCGAGUUUCCAGCAACCAGUUCGCCCACCGCGACGCAAAAAAUCUACAAAGCCUUUGGAUGGAGGCCUUGAAAGACGGAAGAGUAUCCGGCGAAGUCAAAAUAAAACUAGAUCUUCGCAAGGCAAAGCGAAUUUACGUCGAAGUAUGCGUAACGCUAGCCAACGGAGUAACACUGGCCGUGUUGUUGUUAAACGAAGCGUGUCUGAGCGACAUUUGGGCGAGGUAUUAACGUCAGAUGGGUUGGAUGGGCCGGAUCAAAGUAACAAUGGAGACAUACUCACUAAAGUAGCCAUUCCGCGAAGCAAGAGUUUCAUGACCGUUCCACAGCAAAAUUACUCCUUUUCCGAACUUUUUGAAGAAUUAAAGAAACGUGAAGGUGUCCGGAGUGUAGACGAUGUUCUGAAAACAAUAGUCAAUAAAGACCGCAUGUCUUUCAAUGAUUUGACGCCAGCCUACAAAGAAAUGUUGAUGAAAUUGGCUUUGACGCUCAGCAAGGACGAGAUGUUCCAGCGCUCUAAGAACAUUAUGAGACAUCAGACUAGUAAUUUGAGUAAAACGAAAUCCAAGGGCAAAGCCGACGUAACCAGAAAUGAGACAAACAAAUUGGCUGCAAGAGAUUCCGAUGCUGAGCACAGCACCAGUUCUUCACGCAUCAGUAGCGUCCUGCGAGCUACCAAGAAAUCUUUCUCCAAGUGGGGCGCAGCUCGCUCCGUUUCAACUGGUUAUUCGGUUACCAAGGAAGAGAAGCAAGCAUCCGAGCCUCAAUUAAUUAAGAACAUAAAAAUCAUUAAGAGCCCGGAGCCCUCCAUUGUUUCCGUGGCUCCAUUGGUUUUCCCGACCAAGCAUUUCAAUCCCAAGACGCCGUUGCCACCGAGGUCUGUUGUCGCCAACAACAAGAACGGCAUCGUCAACAAAGCGCCUGAUUACAGCGCAUCCUGUUCUGAAUGCGGCUAUGACAGUGAAUCUUGUUCGCAUAAAUGCUAUUGUUCAUUCAACGAAACACAAUCGCAAGACACCACUGAUUACAGCGACGCUGAACGAUGUUACUGCUCGUUAAAGAGAAUCAGCAAGUCGAGUGGGGCUCCAGUUUAUCGCAUUCGUCUCGACUCUGAUGAUACAGACACUAGCCACGACAGUUUGCCCGAUCCGGCUGUCAGGCAUCCACCUCACAUUAAACCUACAAAGAAUCGUCCGAAUUAUGCAAGAAAAUCGUCCAGUAUGACGUCGUGGUCUGCUUUAUCUGGAGCCGAGUCGCCAUUAACGGCCUGGCGAAGAAAUACGGCUAAUUUGCAACAUUCCGCUCCAGCAACGACAACUAAACCUUCCGCGCAUCCCCAGUCUACCCGCUUUACAUUGUCCAGCGCAUCUUCUUUAAGGCAAAAGAGUUUAAGCUCUUAUUUAAGUGACACGUCAUUGGAUUCGGAUGUCGUAGCCAUGACUGAGCCGGCUCACAAAUCGGCUAACGGCAAAAGUUCAUUCGCUAAGCAGCCGGAGAUUUUACGCAGGAAAAGCCGUAGUUCGUAUUUAUCUAGCGAGACGGAAAUGGAUUCGACCAGUUGCAACAGUUUCGUUCGUGGUCCAAUCUCGCUGACCAAUCAGCAGCAGCGGUUACAGCGCAAAACCAGCCCAGCCGAAUCGGUCGGCUAUCAGAGUUAUGAUUCGACGGGAAGCAGUGGUCGGACGUCUAGGAAUUUCAGCUUAGAAAAUCUGAGUUCCGUUAGCGACGACAGAAGGAAUUCGAAUUCUUCGAGCGAUAGAUCGCUAAAGUCACAAAACUCGGUCCGUGGCAAUAAAUUUUUGAUGGUGUCGGCAGUGGACCCCAAGGGCAAGAUCGUUUACCGAGGCACGUCCUCAGCUGGUUCGACCCACCAUAGCCAACAUCACCACCGCUCCGUCGCCAAGACGGUGCCGGAAGGUGCGUUGUCGGCCAAGAAGACGACCGAGAUAGCGGCCAUGUUUUCCAAUAUCAAGCUCAACCAGACAACGGACAUCGUCAUCGACGAUAGCGAGGUCACCGAAGACACGGCGUCGGAGAUUUCCACAGAUGACGCCUACAGCUCGAUGCAUUAUCGAGGCGCAGUCCGGAAUAAUAAGAAUGGGUUUUCGAAGCGAAGUGAAUUAGAAAAUUCCUUGGGAUACCUUCCAUAACAUUUUUCCCACAAAAACCUUUUUCUUUUUUUGGCUAAAUGCUUAACCCUGAGCUAAGAUAUUAACUCUUUCUCUCUUUAUUUAAAAAAAGGAAAGAAAAAAGAAAAAAAAAAGGAAAAUACGAUAAUAAAAUAGGAAUGGUGUCGUACCGAACAAGGCCUCCCGCAUCUCUACGGCCGCAGUAUAGAGAUGUCGAUGAGGAAUGGUUUAAUUAAUUUAUAUAAGACUCGAGAAAAGAAAAAAACAAAGCUAAAACUUUUUAACUAUAGCCAUUAAGAAAGUUAUAUGAAAUGUACAGUCUUAACCUUUGUUUCAAAACUCAAUAAAAUAACAAGAUAAA
Messenger RNA from Daphnia magna, 4782 nucleotides. RefSeq lists its product as uncharacterized. The coding region runs from base 831 to 4442 and encodes 1203 amino acids. The record is from RefSeq and is a predicted model, not a curated record. The transcript is spliced from 7 exons. NCBI's taxonomy places the organism in Eukaryota, Metazoa, Arthropoda, Branchiopoda, Diplostraca, Daphniidae.